This is a messenger RNA of Culex pipiens pallens (northern house mosquito), 4441 nucleotides long. It is a transcript of the gene spas, whose product is annotated as spastin. The transcript has 6 exons. Bases 579 to 3005 code for a protein of 808 amino acids. NCBI's taxonomy places the organism in Eukaryota, Metazoa, Arthropoda, Insecta, Diptera, Culicidae. Gene Ontology annotation, cellular component: microtubule cytoskeleton. The record is from RefSeq and is a predicted model, not a curated record. Gene Ontology annotation, molecular function: microtubule severing ATPase activity; ATP binding; ATP hydrolysis activity.
CAGGCGGGCGAGAUUUUUCAUUUUCGGUUCCGGAGUGUUCCCCCCGCGCCACCCGGAUUUAUUAGGAAGCAACGGGGUUCGAUUUUUUGCUCCUUGGUUCUGUGGUGUCCUGUCACACACGUUCGUAGAAUUAUGUCCCUUCCGCCGUCGCGGUCCUCCUCCUCGUCGCAGUAGGCGUUUUUUUGGGGGAGAAAAUUUUUUUUGUAAAUUUUGUAGGGAAAAAAGGAAGAAAAUUGUUUUGUUGGUUGAUUUUUCUCUGUGAGAAAAGGAAGUGAUUGUAGUGUAGUGCAAGAGUUUAGUGAUAAUGUAAAGAGCUGUAGUGUGUGUCUGGGAAAGGCUUCCGUCGUCAAGGAUAAAGAAUUUUCAUCCUUGCCUGUCAUCGUCGUGGUCGUCCUGCGCCUGCUAAGAUUGUGUUCUGCUGGGGGAAAAGGGAAAGAAGGAAGAGGUUUUCUCUUGGGUGUGCGUCGCCUGCAGGAUCAGCAGCAGUAGGCUGUGGGGUGUAUCGGAUUCUACCAACAACAACAACAACAAACGCCACCCCGUCCAGGAGCGACCGCGGAACCGAACUCCGAGCUCUGAUGGUUCGCAACAAAUACUCGCUGAGCAAUGCUGGCAAGUCGCCGAGUAAGAAAUCCCGCACCAACAGCGCCAAACAGCACGACGCCAGUGAUAACGAAGGCGGCGGUGAAGGCUCGUCCGGAUCGGGAACCCUGACCGGAACCGAGUCCGGUGCCCCGAUGCGAUGUGACACCGUCCACAAGCAGAACCUUUACAUUAUUUCGUUUCCAGUUAUUUUCGUGUUCAACGUAGUGCGCUCGCUGCUCUAUCAGCUGUUUAUCAUUUUCCGUUACAUUUAUAAUUUUACCACCAAAGUGGUGUACCGGCCGGUGAAGAAGGAUUGCGGUCUGGAAAUCGUCAUCAACCACCAGCAGCAGCAGCAGGAAAGUCACCAGCACCAGCUCGAUCCACAGCUCAACAAUCCGCUGGUGCAUCAGUACGAUCCCCAGCAGCACCACCCGCUCCAGUAUUCGUCCAGUGGGGUGUUGGUGAACUCCGAGGGCCGGGACAUGAGUGGCGUCCAGCGGUCUGCGAGUGGAAGUCAGGUGGGACCGGGCGAUCCGCUGCUGGCCAAGCAGAAGCACCACCACCGGCGAGCGUUCGAGUACAUCUCGAAGGCGCUCAAGAUCGACGAGGAGAAUGAGGGCCAGAAGGAGCUCGCCAUCGAGCUCUACCGGAAGGGCAUCCUGGAGCUGGAGCGCGGCAUCGCCGUCGAGUGCUGGGGUGGCCGCGGCGAGGUGUGGGAACGGGCCCAGCGGUUGCACGACAAAAUGCAGACCAACCUGUCGAUGGCGCGCGACCGGCUGCACUUCCUAGAAUGCAUGCUAGAGGCUAACAAGCUAGAAAUUAGCGAAGCACACAAACUGCAACGCUCAAACACGUUCACGUUAAGCGUUGGCCAGCCGACGGUCCAGGUUCGGCACCUUCCAACGGCACAACCAGCACGACCAGCUGCUUCCAAUGCUCCCACCACCACCACUGCCACGAUCACUGUCAAGCGAGCACAGUUUAAGGUGCCACAUCCGGCGAAAGGAGCACUUUCACGACCAGCCACGGCCGGAAGAGGUCAGCAGCAGCAGGAGAACCGAGUUAUGACGUACGGUGAAAGCAAUGGCAAUGGGGGUGGUCGGAAUGCACCGGAACCGGAAGCUUCCGGGCGGAAAUUAACCGUCGGCUACAAGCGCCCCGGCAAUCUCGGCGUGAUGAACAAGUCACAGACGUUACCGCGCAGCAUGGGCGGCUCCAGAACGACCCCGACCGGUGGCAGCGGGGUUGCGGGGACGGGGUACGGUGUUGGACCUACCGCAACCGGAGCAGGUUGCACCGCAGGUGGUUGCAUGCCGAAAAUCGUGCCAAAACCAGCGGCGACGCCCCCGGCCAUCCGGCGACAAUUUUCGAUUCCAAGUGGUUCCCCGAUUCGUAAAGCAAGCAACGGUUACGGCCACAGCGGGGGCAAGAAUACUCCACCCCGGUCAAAGACACCGCUCGGGACGGCGCCCUCAAACAAUCAGUCCGGCCAGCAGCAGCAGCAGCAAAUCACCGUGAAAGGCGUCGAGCCCAAGCUGGUCCAGAUCAUCAUGGACGAAAUCGUCGAAGGAGGCGCCAAGGUCGAGUGGCAGGACAUUGCCGGCCAAGAAGUGGCCAAACAAGCCCUCCAGGAGAUGGUCAUCCUGCCGUCCGUCCGGCCCGAACUCUUCACCGGCCUACGAACCCCUGCCAAAGGCCUUCUCCUGUUCGGUCCACCCGGCAACGGCAAAACCCUCCUCGCCCGGGCCGUCGCAACCGAGUGUUCCGCCACCUUCUUCAGCAUAUCGGCCGCAACACUCACCAGCAAAUACGUCGGCGACGGCGAGAAGCUUGUCCGCGCCCUGUUCUCCGUCGCCCGCGAAAUGCAACCGGCCAUCAUCUUCAUCGACGAGGUCGAUUCGCUCCUGGCCGAAAGAAGCAGUGGCGAGCACGAAGCUACCCGCCGGCUAAAAACAGAAUUCCUCGUCCAGUUUGACGGUCUGCCCGCCAACUCGGAAGCGGACAAAAUCGUCGUGAUGGCCGCCACGAACCGGCCCCAAGAGCUUGACGAGGCCGCUCUGCGACGGUUCCCGAAGCGGGUGUACGUGACGUUGCCGGAUUUGGACACGCGGGAGUUGUUGCUGCGGAGGUUGCUUGAGAAGCAGAACAGUCCGCUGGACGAUGCCGACCUGAAGCGGCUCGCGAUGCUGACCGAGGGCUACUCGGGGUCGGAUCUGACGGCGCUGGCCAAAGAUGCGGCGUUGGAGCCGAUUCGAGAACUGAACGUGGAGCAGGUGAAGCACAUGGACCCAACGAAGUUGCGCAGCAUCCGCGAGAGCGACUUCCACAACUCGCUCAAGCGCAUCCGCCGCUCGGUCGCACCCCACUCGCUGGCCGCGUACGAAAAGUGGCUGCAGGACUUUGGCGACGUGACGCUGUAGACGGAGGGCGCCGCUAGACUGGCUGGUUCCAGAGCAACCGGACCUCGGUUUUGCAUUGUUUUUUUAGGUUCAAACAUACUCUCAUCCACUACCAAUACCAGUUGUAUGUUAUUGAGCAGAGGAAGUUAUGUUAAUUCUGUAAACACACAAACUAUUAGAGCAUAAUUUUGCUGGCUGCAGGAAGUGCUCGAGCGCUUUCUUGCUGGUUCAGUUUGCCGCCAGCGCAGUUCAAUCAACAGCUAGAGAAUCGUAACUAGACGUUUAGAAGGUAGUGUUAGGUCUUCUUGCCGAUAUGCCAAUCAUUCGUGCGCGUUAUCUCCUUACUCUAUCCGCUGUAGUGUAGUAUGUAGUAGUUUCCUCGAUAAGUUUCAGUUGUUAAACGUUGUAAAUAGUUUUCUUAAAUGUGCACACGCUAAAAUUAAAACAUACUCAUUAUAGUAGAAACCAAUAAAACGCUAACCUACACAAAACAUCAAACAUUGUUUGACUAUUUUGACGAUUAAAAGCUAGAAAUUAACCUAGAAUGCUAGUCCAAGAACAAAAAAAAAAACGGGACAACAAAAAAGACAUUAGUCAGUAUUUGAAGCGGUCGAGACUCGAGAAACAGUAGAACAACAAUUUAUGGUUUUUACCGCGCGGAUGGAAAACUAAUAAUUUUGUGGUGCUAGGCGUGUUUGUGGAACAAGUGACAAAUCGAACGGUACAAUUUUACGGCACAGCAAAAGUAAACAUACAUUUUAACAUCAACAUCGAUCGUCACCAACUGCAUCAGCAAAGCUCAUUUUUUAAACAAGAACAAGCCGCUAAAAAAUUGCACAAAACGUUACAACCCCGUUGCCUUUUUGCCACAGUUGCUAAAGUUUUCUAUACACACAUACUACCACGCAAAAAAAAAACACUAUUGUUUGUCGAAAAUUUUGCAGCCGCGUUGAGUUGCUAAAAAAUUAAGGAUUUUAAAACCACACACAAAAUCACACUAAGAGCGAAUCAGUAUUCUGCGCAUGAGAGAUCAGUUUUGCGAUACUUAAACUAAAGCUUGACUUUUGUUUCAUUUAGCAAUUUAAUCACAACACACUUACACACACUAGUUGAGUAGCAAUGACUUCACACUAGUCAAAAUGUACAAGUUACGUUAUCGUUCGAUCAGGACGCGGUUCAAGUUGUUCAAAGAAAAAGGUGAAAGGAAGAGAACAAAACAAACAAGGAAAACAAACUAGCUUUUGUAAUUUUAUUCUUCUUGCAUGUGGAAAAGAAGAAUGCAACUCCGAACAAAUCGAAAAGAGCAACACACUUUCCUGUACGGAAACAUGAUCAAAAUAUUGCGCAGUGCAUUAUUGUAAUAAAAAUGAUAAGAAACUUACAAGGAUAAUUGUUCCCAGCAGUGAGGAAAGAAAGAAGAAAAACAGCAAAAAUAUUAAUAAAAAUCAUGAUGAACA